UAACAGCUCACUCAUUACAAGUGCCAGCAGCUGGACCUGCGCUCUCCCUGCGACCAGAGUCAGUCUGGCAGCGCUCCCUGCACGCGUUCCAUCCCGCUUCUAACGGAAUAUACCUUUUUUCUCAACGGAUAAGAACAAGUUUUGAUCCAAUAAUGCCAGCCGAUACCAUGGAGAAACAGACAGCUUCUCCGAUUGCUGGGGCUCCAGCAAGCGGAUCACAUACACCAGACAAACCAAAGAAUGCCAGCGAGCAUAGAAAGUCUUCAAAACCAAUCAUGGAGAAACGGCGCAGAGCUAGAAUCAACGAAAGCCUUGGCCAGCUCAAGACCCUUAUCCUUGAUGCCCUUAAAAAAGAUAGCUCCAGACACUCAAAACUUGAGAAAGCUGAUAUUCUUGAGAUGACAGUGAAGCACCUGAGAAACUUGCAGCGUGUUCAGAUGACUGCAAUGUCAGCAGACACAGCCAUCCUAAGCAAGUACCGUGCAGGAUUCAGCGAGUGCAUGAACGAGGUGACCCGCUUUCUGUCCUCGUGUGAAAGCGUGAACACGGAGGUGCGCGCACGGCUUCUGAACCAUCUCUCCGGCUGUUUGGGGCAGAUGAUGCCAAUGAACUACCCUCAGCAGGCCCCGGGCCAGCACGCGCACCUGGCACAGCCUCUCAACGUGCAGCUUCCUUCAUCAGCAGCUGUGAACUCCAAGCUCAGCCCUCCAGACGCGAUGCCGCCCAAAGUGUUCGGUGGAUUUCAGCUCGUACCCGCUACAGACGGACAGUUCGCGUUUCUCAUCCCAAACCCUGCCUUCACCAACGCGAGCACCCAGGUCAUCCCGCUGUUCUCGAACGCUGGAGUUCCAGUAGCGGUCAGCUCGAGCCCGGUGCAUGUCAGUUCUGCUCCGCAGGCGCCUUCCCCGGUGCAGGGCAUGACCUCGUUUGCGGGAGUUGCUGCCAGUCCUGUUAGCGUCAGUGCAGGAAUUGAGAGCAAUGAGCCCGUGUGGAGGCCCUGGUAGAGCUGCUGCCACAGGCCACAUGAGAAGUUUAAAAAAGUUUCAACUGAUUAACCGAUAACCGACAAAGAAUUCUUAUUCUAUUAAGGUUGUCAUUUAAUAAUAUCUUUUAAAUGUAUUUCCAACAGCUGACUUUAAGCUCUUUAACAAAAGCAUGCAGAGUGAAGCGUAAGAGCCCUUACCCACUCUUAGGGUGCAUGCGCCAGUUCUGUUUACAUUUAUACAAUUAUAGACCUUGAACAGAAAAAAUUAAACACUUAUAUGAUUUAAAUUCUAGCUAUUGAGUAAUAAUAGUCGGUUAUCGGUUAAGAGAAAUUGUGAACAUUUGUAGCCAUAUACUGCAUUGAUUUGAGUCAUCUACACCUUUUCCAUGCAGUUGAUGGUACUUACAAUACCUUCCCAUGCGCCUGGCUGCUGCCUUAUGAACACUUUAUUAUGCCUUAUGAAGAUUCAAACAUUGUUCCGUUUUAUGGGACUGUAUAUGUUUUAUUUUAAAAGCAGUUCAUGUUGAAGUAUUGUUUCCAAUAUUUGGAUUUGUUGAUAAGCUGUUUAUUAGAAAGACAUCCAGAAGUACUUUUUUAUUAAAUGAUUUAGUUUUGUACAGAGUUUGUAAAAG
Molecule: messenger RNA, 1617 nt
Organism: Trichomycterus rosablanca
Lineage: Eukaryota; Metazoa; Chordata; Actinopteri; Siluriformes; Trichomycteridae
Gene: hes4
Product: hairy-related 9
Exons: 4
Coding region: 153-1004 (283 amino acids)
Biological process (GO): regulation of transcription by RNA polymerase II; anterior/posterior pattern specification; regulation of neurogenesis
Cellular component (GO): nucleus
Molecular function (GO): RNA polymerase II cis-regulatory region sequence-specific DNA binding; DNA-binding transcription factor activity, RNA polymerase II-specific; protein dimerization activity
Source: RefSeq, a predicted model, not a curated record